AACUAUUUGAAUUUAAGAUAAAAUAGAACAACAUCGUUUUAGUGAUUUUUGUAAGUUUAAAAACUAGAUCUUUACCCUAGCCUGUGAUUUUUGCAGAUUUUUCACCAAAGCCAUGGCAUGUAUGCAAAGAGCAAGAACUUCACAGGAUACACAGAUCUUGCCCAGUCAGGUUGCCUCAGAGCAGCAGUCCUUGGUUGUGAUAAAGAAACUUCUGGCUAUUGCUGUGUCGGGCAUCACCUAUCUCAGGGGCCUUUUCCCAGAGACAGCCUAUGGGAGCAAAUAUGUUGAAGAUCAAAAAGUGAUGAUUCUUCGAGAGGCACACCUCUGUCCCGCGGCUUCUCAGAUUGUUCAGUGGAUGCAGGGAUGCUUUGACGCCAUCCAAAAGAAAUAUCUUCGGACAGUUAUUUUGUCUAUCUAUACUGACCCAGAUAAUCCUGAGAAAGUGACUGAGUUUUACCAGUUUAAGAUCCAGUAUACUACCAAAGGACCACAGAUGGACUUUGAAAGCAACAACAACAACACGGUGACGGCAAUGUCAUUUGGAAAUACUAAGAAGGCCAGCAUUCUCCUUGUGAGGAAGCUCUACACACUCAUGCAGAACCUGGGUCCUCUGCCAGAUAACGUCUGGCUAAACAUGAAGCUGGCAUACUAUGACGAUGUCACUCCUCAAGAGUACCAGCCACCAGGCUUUAAGGAAGCCAACUGUGGCACCAUGGAAUUUGAGAAAGAGCCCGUCAAACUGACCAUGGGUGAGGUGGUCACUCCCUUCCACACGCUGAAGUUGGACAUGGCUACAGAGCGACAGAGACUGGAGCAGAUGGAGGAGGAGAGUGUGCAAAGGCCAACAAAGUGGGUUCUGAAGAUGGAGGAGGAGGGUGUCCUGUUACAGAGUCAAGUAAUUGAAGACAUGGAGAAGUCUGAUAAUGACAGCACAGUCUUGAAGAACAAUGAUGAAGAGAAUCAGAUGAAUUGUCAGGUGGAGAAGAUGGAGAGUUGUGAGGAAUUCACAGAGGUGGACACUCUGGUGAAGAAGACCUGUGACAUGGAAGUAGGCCUGAAGAGGAGCAGGAGUGGACGGAUACUCAGGUCCACCAGGGAGACUCAAAUAAAUGUGAACAAGGAGACAUCUGUCAAGGCGAAAAUGAUUUCUCAGUAUGAGAUUCCCAACAGCCAGGAAAUGCCAGCUACCUCCAUUCCAAGGAAACGCAAAUUUAGUGAGCCCAAAGAAUGCAACUGACCUCACAACCCUAUGCUAACAAACCAGUGCGGCUGUAUUGAUUUUUGUUCAUGUUCCUUGCAGUUUCUGUAUUGACCGCAAGUUCUGUGGUUGUUUUUAAGGAGAAUUGUCAAAGCAACAGAUUUGUCUGCUUGUUUCAUAUAGUUUACAUGAAAUUAGAAAACUUGUGAACACAUUAAUUACAACCCUGUUUAGAUUGUUUUCAUUUUGUAAUGUAUGUUAGUUACAUUCUGUUCAUCGCUUGUAUAAAAUGCAAGAUGUCAGUUUGAAAAAAUACGAGGUGUGACGUGAUCUCGUGUGAUGACACUGUGUUUUAUAAAUCUAUAAAUCAGACUAUUGAUGGGGUAGAGCAUUGUGUGGAUCCUUAUGUCAGUAAUUGGGUCAUGUGUGGUGAUAUGUUGUGUUGUGACUUAUUCAGACAGAUAAAGGGGU
This is a messenger RNA of Thalassophryne amazonica, 1669 nucleotides long. It is a transcript of the gene hormad1, whose product is annotated as HORMA domain containing 1. The record is from RefSeq and is a predicted model, not a curated record. The coding region runs from base 113 to 1237 and encodes 374 amino acids. NCBI's taxonomy places the organism in Eukaryota, Metazoa, Chordata, Actinopteri, Batrachoidiformes, Batrachoididae. The transcript is spliced from 16 exons.